AUGAAAAGAAUUACCAAAACCUACUCCAGGGAAGCAACUCGAGAAAUAUCGCACUAUGUGAUCGGUAUUGCUACAUUUGGAAUACUGCUUCUUUUAUGUUGCAUUUUACAAUGCUGUAUAUGCCGACGGUUGCGGAGAAAACGACGCUACGAUGAGCACUUUGAACCCCUUCACUAUCCCUCCUCAACACUGCAAUUCGUACGCUUCAGCCAUAACAGGAGAGAGCCAAAAAUGGGUACGACGAAGCUCGACAUUCCAUGUGCUGCCCAAAAAUAA
Necator americanus (New World hookworm) is the source of this 276-nucleotide messenger RNA. RefSeq lists its product as uncharacterized. NCBI's taxonomy places the organism in Eukaryota, Metazoa, Nematoda, Chromadorea, Rhabditida, Ancylostomatidae. The record is from RefSeq and is a predicted model, not a curated record. The coding region runs from base 1 to 276 and encodes 91 amino acids. The transcript is spliced from 2 exons.